Cornus florida is the source of this 766-nucleotide messenger RNA. RefSeq names its product pathogenesis-related protein PR-1 type-like. Gene Ontology annotation, cellular component: extracellular region. NCBI's taxonomy places the organism in Eukaryota, Viridiplantae, Streptophyta, Magnoliopsida, Cornales, Cornaceae. The transcript has a single exon. Bases 65 to 556 code for a protein of 163 amino acids. The record is from RefSeq and is a predicted model, not a curated record.
GGGUGCCUUAUUUUUCACCACAAACCCUAAAAUUUUACUUAGCAAUAUAGAAAAACAAACAAAAAUGUGGUACUUUGGUAAGAUAUCACUGGCCAUUUUUUGUGCCCUAAGCCUAGCAAUGGUUCCUUCCUCCCAAGCUCAGAAUUUGCCCCAAGACUACCUUGACGCCCACAACGCGGCCCGUUCAGCUGUGGGUGUCGGGGAAAUGACAUGGGACAACUCAGUGGCGGAGUUUGCACAGAACUAUGCUAAUCAAAGGAGUCAAGAUUGCGCACUUCAGCACUCAACCAAUAGGCCAUAUGGCGAGAACAUCGCCAUUGGCGGUGGUGACUUCACCGGCAAGGCUGCCGUGGACCUGUGGGUGGCUGAGAAGCAAAACUAUGACCACAACUCCAACUCUUGUGCUGGGGGUGAGGUGUGUGGCCACUAUACUCAGGUGGUUUGGCGCGACUCGGUCCGGCUUGGGUGUGCUAGGGUGAAGUGCACUAGUGGCUCGUGGUUCGUCACUUGCAACUAUGAUCCCCCUGGCAAUGUUAAUGGACGGCCUCCUUACUGAAGUGCUCAUCAGUAAACUACUCUAUGCAUGCAUGCUAGCUCUUAAGUGGUUUUAGUAGCAAUUAAAUAAUAAUAUUGGUAUUGUUGGAUAACAAUACAUAUUAGAAUAAAAUUAUUAGCUACAAAUCUCUUACUUUUUUGGCUUUUUCCUGUAUUUUUGAGCAUGCAUUGGGUUUGGCCAAUCAUUAAUGAAUUAUGUUGUUUAUUUACC